Trypanosoma cruzi is the source of this 372-nucleotide messenger RNA. RefSeq names its product protein kinase, putative. The record is from RefSeq and is a predicted model, not a curated record. The annotation marks the transcript as partial. Lineage: Eukaryota; Euglenozoa; Kinetoplastea; Trypanosomatida; Trypanosomatidae. Gene Ontology annotation, molecular function: protein kinase activity; ATP binding. The transcript has a single exon. Gene Ontology annotation, biological process: protein phosphorylation.
AUGCAAGAAAUGCGUGUGAACGAUAUUGUGAAGGGACGGUACUCCACCUACCAGCUGCAGGACCUUAUCGGCAAGGGUGGCAACGCGGUGGUGUAUAGCGCCAUUGAUCGGAGUACGGGGCUUGUAGUGGCUGUUAAAAAAAUUAUGGCCUCGGAUGACACGGUGAUGGCAACGUGGCGUAAGGAGGUUGCAAUCAUCAGUUCUCUCGAGAACCCGUACAUUAUCCGCUACAUUGAUCACGCCCGCUCUGGCAAUGCUUUCCUUAUCGUCACUGAGUACGCCCAGGGGGGUUCUCUGUUUCAGCAACUGAAGCGGAAUGGGCGUUUUAGCGAACGGGAAGUGGCGCGUUUUAUGUUCCAAAUUACCGCUGGA